Molecule: messenger RNA, 6502 nt
Organism: Alligator mississippiensis (American alligator)
Lineage: Eukaryota; Metazoa; Chordata; Crocodylia; Alligatoridae
Gene: SEC24A
Product: SEC24 homolog A, COPII coat complex component
Exons: 23
Coding region: 82-3387 (1101 amino acids)
Biological process (GO): endoplasmic reticulum to Golgi vesicle-mediated transport; intracellular protein transport; COPII-coated vesicle cargo loading
Cellular component (GO): endoplasmic reticulum exit site; COPII vesicle coat
Molecular function (GO): SNARE binding; zinc ion binding
Source: RefSeq, a predicted model, not a curated record
GGUUCCUUCCGGUGUACCCCCCUCCCUCUCUUCUCUCCCGCCCUCCGGCACUCGGCGCUGGGGCCGGGAGCAGCGGGAGCCAUGGCCCAGCCCGGCCGAGCCCACGGCGCCGGGCAGCAGGCCUACAGCAACGGUCCUGUUCAAAACCCAUUGAUGCAUUCAUCACACGUGUCAGAUGGCCAGAGAUAUAACUCUCCAGGAUUGUACUCGCAUCCGAUACCAACAAAGCCUCCCCUGCAUCCUUCUCCUGGACAGUAUAAUUAUGGUGGUUCCCAGAAUGUUUCUCAAUUAAGUAAUUAUCAGGGACCUGGCCAGACUCUUAACAGAGCACCUGUAGGACCUAUUUCUGCGGCACCUUUGCAACAUACAGGUUCUUCUCCCCAAAUGCCACCUCCAUCACAAAAGUCAGCUGCCAUAUCAUCUGCUGGUAGCUUCCUUCCUGGAACUAACCCCCCAGCACUUUCAAACUGGCAGUAUGGGCAGACUACUGUGAGUCAGCCAGCUGGGUCUCAAACAAGCCAUUUUGCUCACGUAACAGGAGCAGCACCAACCCAGCCAUCAGCGUCAUCACCAUCAUCUUUGGGAAAUACAAAUCCUCCAACAAGCUAUCAGUAUGCAGCUUCUCCUGGAGUUCCCCCACUUCCAAACAGCUACAUGAAACCAGGAUCUGCUCCUCCACCAGUGAACCAGCCUUUACCUUCGACAUACCCUCCUGCUAGACCUCCCCUAGGACCCCCUCCGUCUGGAGGGCCACCCUUAGGAAGACCUACUGCAGCCAUGACAAGCCCACCUAACAGCUCUGUGUCCCAGGCUCUGCUAAAUUCAGCUACAAACCAGGAAGGUGAUGCCACAUCAGCUACCGGUGAUGGAUCUUUGGUCCAAAAUAGUUAUGAUGCAAUAGAAGGGGGAGGCUUCAUGGCAAGCACGCAUCCUUCUCCUGCUUCCCAGAAUCUUAAAAUGGGUAGGAGUGUCGGGUAUUCUUAUCCCAGCUUGCCACCAGGCUACCAAAAUACUUCACCUGGAGUGCCAGGAAUGCAGCCCCCACCCAUGCAAUAUCCAGAUGGGCCGCAGUCAUUCCAUCAGCCUGCCUUGGGCACAAAUCACCUGGCUGCAUCUAUGGGUAGCUUAAGUCUGCAACCAGAAGGAGUAAGACUUGUCAAUCUUCUUCAGGAAAGGAAUAUUCUUCCCACAGCCCCUUUGCAGGCUCCUAUUCCAAACUUGCAUGAAGACAUCCAGAAACUCAACUGUAAUCCAGAGUUGUUCCGAUGUACCCUGACUAACAUUCCUCAAACUCAGGCCUUAUUGAAUAAAGCCAAACUUCCUUUGGGGCUCCUGCUUCAUCCUUUCAAAGACUUGUCGCAAUUGCCUGUGGUCACCUCAAGUACAAUAGUGAGAUGCCGUUCCUGCCGAACAUACAUUAACCCCUUUGUGAGCUUUCUAGACCAAAGGAGAUGGAAGUGCAACUUGUGUUACAGAGUGAAUGAUGUUCCUGAAGAAUUCAUGUACAAUCCUGUGACAAGGGUCUAUGGAGAACCUCAUAAAAGACCUGAAGUUCAGAAUGCUACUAUUGAGUUCAUGGCUCCUUCUGAAUACAUGCUACGUCCACCUCAGCCUCCUGUGUACCUCUUCGUGUUUGAUGUUUCCCAUAAUGCAAUAGAAACGGGAUAUUUGGACACGGUCUGCCAGUCCUUGUUAGAUAAUCUUGACUUGCUUCCUGGGAACACUAGAACAAAAAUAGGCUUUAUAACAUUUGACAGUACAAUCCAUUUCUACAGUCUUCAGGAAGGUCUCUCUCAACCACAGAUGCUAAUAGUUUCAGAUAUUGAAGAUGUGUUUAUACCAAUGCCAGAGAACUUAUUAGUAAACCUCAAUGAAAACAAAGAGCUAAUUCAAGACCUACUGAGGACCUUGCCACAGAUGUUUACCAAGUCUCUGGAAACUCAGAGUGCUCUGGGACCUGCGUUACAGGCUGCCUUUAAACUGAUGUCCCCUACUGGUGGUAGAAUCUCUGUCUUCCAGACACAGCUUCCAUCUGUAGGAGUGGGAGCACUGAAAUCCCGAGAAGAGCCAAACCAAAGAGCAUCUGCAAAGGACAUACAUCUUACACCAUCCACUGACUUCUAUAAGAAGUUAGCUUUGGACUGCUCGGGGCAGCAAGUUGCAGUUGACUUGUUUCUUCUUAGUGGGCAAUAUUCUGAUCUGGCUUCAUUAGGCUGCAUAUCACGGUAUUCUGCUGGUAGCAUCUAUUACUACCAAUCUUAUCAUCAUAAACACAACCCUGUUCAGGUGGAGAAGUUACAGAAGGAGUUGAAAAGAUACUUAACUAGAAAGAUUGGCUUUGAGGCUGUCAUGAGGAUACGGUGCACCAAAGGUCUUUCCAUCCACACCUUCCACGGGAACUUCUUUGUACGAUCCACAGACUUGUUGUCCUUACCCAACGUGAACCCCGAUGCAGGGUAUGCUGUACAGAUGUCAGUGGAGGAGAGUCUUACUGAUAUGCAGGUUGUUUCUUUUCAGUCAGCGCUUCUGUACACCUCCAGCAAAGGCGAAAGAAGGAUUCGUGUCCACACUAUGUGUUUACCAGUUGUAACAACACUGAAUGAUAUCUACCUGGGGGCUGAUGUGCAAGCUAUUACAGGACUGUUGGCUAAUAUGGCUGUGGACCGGUCAGUUUCUGCUAGUUUGAGUGAUGCUCGGGAUGCCUUGGUGAAUGCUGUGAUUGAUUCCCUAUCUGCUUAUCGGUCUUCAGUCCUAAGUGUUCAGCAGCCUGGUCUCAUGGCUCCCUUUUCCCUACGACUCUUUCCACUUUAUGUGCUGGCUCUCUUAAAACAGAAAGCAUUCCAAACUGGAACGACAGCCCGUUUAGACGAACGCAUUUUUACUAUGUGUCAAGUGAAGAACCAGCCCCUAAUUUACCUCAUGCUCAUGACCCAUCCCAGUCUGUACAGAAUUGACAAUCUCACAGAUGAGGGAGCCCUCAACAUCAAUGAUAGAACCAUACCUCAGCCACCCAUCCUUCAAUUGUCUGUGGAAAAGUUGAGUAGGGAUGGUGCUUACCUUAUGGAUGCUGGCUCUGUGAUGUUUAUGUGGAUUGGAAAGAACUGUGGACAGAAUUUUAUUAACCAAGUCUUUGGGGUUCCAAAUUAUGCAUCUAUACCACAGAAUAUGACGCAUCUUCCAGAACUUGAUACAGCUGAAUCUACCAGAAUCCUAGCUUUCAUCUCCUGGCUGAGAGAGCAGAGGCCAUUUUUUCCUAUAUUGUAUAUAAUAAGGGAUGAAAGUCCACUGAAACCAAGUUUCCUACAGAAUAUGAUAGAAGACAGAACAGAAUCUGCCUUAUCAUACUACGAGUUCCUUCUGCACAUUCAGCAGCAAGUGAAUAAAUGAACCACUGGGUUGUAUGGCUCACUUGCUUGAGGAAAGUUUCCUGCAGUAAAGAACACUUGCGCUUUUAAUAUCUUCUAUUAAAUUUGUGGCCUGAUGCAGUCGAUGAGAAGCUCUCACUGUGAUUUCAACCAAGUAAAGCAAAUAAAGGACCACAACUAAGAAUCAAAUGUGCAACUACAUGAAAUAGUACUUCUUAAAAUUGAAAUAUGUGAACUGGUUGGGCACCUUUAAUUUGCUGCAAAUUAUGUUUUUACUGUAAGUAGUUGCAGCAUGAAUACAUUUACAGAGGCAAUAUUGAAGAGGUGAAAUACAUUUUGUAAAAUAAAGAGUUCUUUGUUGUUCAGAAUGUAUAUUUCUGUAAGUUGUUUUGCUUUUCUGUUUGUUUUUUGCUGCUAGAUAUAAAACCUCACAAUACUGAUUUGAUUUGCAGGGAAAUUCUUAUACAGUAUAGCCACUGAUUUAACAAUUGAGCAUUACUUUUUAAAAGCAACCUGGUAUACUGAAAGUAGCAAUGAAUUCAUUGUGAAGUGAACAAAUAUAAAAAAUGUUUAUGAAAUUUAGAAUUCAGUGUUUAGAAAUGGGUUGUUUAAGACUAAAAGUAAGCUUAAACUGCCAUAUUGGAUGGAGAGACUAUGAAGUAGUUAAUUUUAAAAGCUUUUAAAUGCAUCAGUAUUGUAGUUGAAAGCAGGCCUAAUGUACUGAGUACAAUGAAGACUAAUCAAGUGGUUUGAUUCAGCAGCAAAAAUGGGCUGAGACUGACAGUAAGCUUUUCUUUCUAUUUAAAGUGAGUUUAGGUCUUACCUUGAUAAAUGGCAGUAAUGGGGGCAACAGAAACGAAGGACUAAAGCUACCCUGGAUUUUCCUGUGAAUUACGUUAUCAUAAAUUUUAACCUAAUUUAGGUUAACUUCCAUGUAAAGUCCAUAAAAUGGAACUGUUUUGUGAAAUGAGGCUGUCUGGCAGUACUUGGCUUUAUCUGUUCUUGGAGAGGACACUGAAGACUUUCACAUUUUAAAAAAGAUUCCAAACAAGUAACAAUUUUACCUCUGAAAGAAAUACAAACCGUAUUGUUAGGAAGAUUUUUAUGGUUUUUGAACACAUUUUACAAUUCUGAACCUAUGGAAAAGCCUAGUCCCAAAGCUAUUGUGCAGACAGAAUACCUAUAUUAAUUUCAUUAACAGACCUCUCCAUGUACAACAAAUGAAACAUGGAAAACAGGAGUUAGGAGAAGUUGAUUUACAUGCAUAAAGCUUGGGGAGUACAGUGCAUUGAUACAAAACUUUGAUCUGGGGAAUAUUGUCAUAAACAGAUGACUACUUGUGUUGCUAGCACAUUUACUGUCCCUUCUAUAUCCAUGAAAGGCCUGUGAUGUAGUAGACUUCCAUCUUAUUUUGCUUUUAGUUCAUGUAAAUGCUGAUAUACUUCAUUCAGUCUUGCAAAAUCUACUUGCUGGGGCAAGUAACUUCAUUGAGUAAAAUAUUAUUUGUCUUAAAGGUGGGCAAGUAGAUAUUGUGCCUAGGCUAGUCAAUUCAUAUGGAUUUUGCAAAGCUGAUUUUACAGUACUUGGUAGAAUCAGUUUUUGCAGCCAUUUUCAGGCUCCAGCUAUACUUGACUGACAGGAGUUGCCUUAAUGCAGGGGAGAAGCAGGUGGUUCUUGAAAGAGAAACUGCUCCUGCUGUUUGAGCACAAACAAAUUCCAAGUUCUGUACAAUUUUCUCAGACAGCAUUUCUGAAUAGAACUCCUUCUCCCAAAACUGUCAGGAACAUCCUGCCUGCUGUCUGCAUAGCUAGUGGAAGUGUCUUGUCCCCCACUCCUGCCCACCCUUGCUUAUAGGUAUGUAAGCUAUUUCCAGUCCAAGUGAAAAUGUCAUGAGUAUGUUGGGGGGAGGGGAAAUGAGUGGAAGGACAUAGUUAGCAUUCAGUUAAAUGAUUUUGGUUAGUUCUGGUCCAGUCGUGUCUAAUAUUUUAGCUUUUCUUAAAUGAGAAAUUCAUUUAUGCAGCUAUAUCUUUAUUUAAAAUGGCAAACUGCUUCAAGGCGUAUGAUCAUGAGUUGUAUGCGCUUGGAUGCUGGAAAUUAUCCUUGUGCUGAACACGCCAAAAGCCCGUGCAUCUUUGUCACCAUGUGGUUUAUUGUUAUAUCCCAUCGUUUGAGUUUUAAGUAUGGUGCCUGCUUCUGAGAAGGUUUCACUUGCUUUAUGUACACAAGGAUAAUGGCUGAAUAAAUAAAUCAAUUAGUGGCAUACUAACAAUUUUGAACUGGGUUCCCUAAUGUUUGGGUUUUUUUCCCUGUAUAAUUUAUGAACACUAAGCCAAUGAACCCUUUUGGAGUAGAGUGCUUUCGUUCAACCUGGGAGAUUCUGCACUAUUGAACAUUGUUAGUUGUAUCUCUUGCAGUGGGCAACAACCUGGUCUGUCGAUUACAUUUUUACAGCAUCACAAAGCAGACCAGUGUGUAAAAUAUUGUCACUAGUUCCAAAUGACAAGGAUAAUAUAAGACUUUCCACUGCUUUAAACAGGCAAAGGUGGCCCUGAUACUUAGCAUUACAAUCCUACUAUGGCAAAUGUACUCUAUUUUUCUAGUUUCUCAGAUUUUUUUAACUAUUUCUGUAUUUGACAUAAUGUUAAAUUCAGUCCACAUCAGUACCAUCCAUUAUAAUUUGCAUAUGUUACCUUUUUAAUUUAAUAUAUUGGAGUCUGAGUCAAAAUAGACUGUUUUGCAAUAACUAGAAUAAGAUUUACAUCUUUUAUUUAGAGUUAAUUUCUUAACAGAAUCUAAUCAAAGAUGCAGAACAGCUGUGACAUAAGGGACCAUUUAAUGUGAUUCUAAUAUUCUGUUUACUAUUACGGAUGUAAUACUUAGUAAAUUUAAUUUUGUAAGUAGUGUAUAAUAUUGUAAUAUUAAACCUUUGUUUUCUGCAACUCAGACAUUGAUCUUGCGUGAAGUUACAAAUCUUGCCCCUUAUGAAUCUGAGACAGGAUUUACUUGUCCUCCUUUUUACAGUUUGUAAUUUUCACUGUUUUAUUCCUGUAAAAAGUCAUUUGUAACACAUGCAAAUGCUUAUUUUAUCUGUGCUAAUUUAUCAGAUUUGGCUACUCAAUAAAAUCAAUUGAAAGAAC